Scedosporium apiospermum is the source of this 339-nucleotide messenger RNA. RefSeq lists its product as uncharacterized. Bases 1 to 339 code for a protein of 112 amino acids. The transcript is spliced from 2 exons. The record is from RefSeq and is a predicted model, not a curated record. Lineage: Eukaryota; Fungi; Ascomycota; Sordariomycetes; Microascales; Microascaceae. Gene Ontology annotation, biological process: mitotic sister chromatid cohesion. Gene Ontology annotation, cellular component: Ctf18 RFC-like complex.
AUGAGCUCCGACACCGCCCCGGUGCCAACCCGUCCCGGCAUCCCCCUCACCCACGUAUCAGACAGCAAAAGCUACCGCCUUCUCGAACUUCCCCCAGAACUUCUGGCCCUUCUUGAAAACGACUCUCCACCUCCACUCCAUCUCGAGCCAGGCAAGCCCCACGCCGUCCUCGUCACUCCAGACAAGAGAUACAUUCUUACCCAGCGCAACACCUCCAACUCACUCAUCCUCCUCGAGCCAGCCCCAGAAGGUCCGGCUAACCAGAAACCCGGUCUGAACAUCAUUGGCACCUUACACGAGUCUAUCGAGCUGGCGCCAGAACCCACUCGGAAGUCUUAG